This is a messenger RNA of Pogoniulus pusillus (Red-fronted tinkerbird), 4861 nucleotides long. It is a transcript of the gene EPS15, whose product is annotated as epidermal growth factor receptor pathway substrate 15. Gene Ontology annotation, cellular component: plasma membrane; cytoplasm; clathrin coat of coated pit. Gene Ontology annotation, molecular function: calcium ion binding; cadherin binding. Gene Ontology annotation, biological process: endosomal transport; endocytosis. The transcript is spliced from 28 exons. The record is from RefSeq and is a predicted model, not a curated record. Bases 360 to 3116 code for a protein of 918 amino acids. NCBI's taxonomy places the organism in Eukaryota, Metazoa, Chordata, Aves, Piciformes, Lybiidae.
UUUUUGUCUUCAGUUUCACUGACCAGACAAAAUGUGUCUGCCUAGAGAUUAUACACAGGCAAGCAAAACAAAAAACAUAGAUGGUGCCAGAACAUUACCAGUACUACCAUUUAAAGCUGUUGACUGUAUUACACCAUAAGAGCUGAAACUCUGCAAACAGCUUGUGCAAAAACCUCCUAGUCUUAAAGGUCAUGACAUCAGCUAUUGACAACAUAAUCAUCGUAAUUAAGAAAUCGAGUUUUAGCCUAAUGGUGGAUGAUUCUUUUCCUGAAUAUAGGCAAAUUAUGUCUGGUUAAGGAGACCGUGAAGAGGAAAAUAGAUGGGAGAGAAUCUCCUUUACAAGCAGUCAAAUUAAGUGUAUGAGUAAUGGGAAAGAAACAGGUGACCCAGAGCUGUCGAGUGCAAAUCCAGUGUAUGAGAAAUUCUACCGGCAGGUUGAUGCUGCCAAUACUGGAAGAGUGUUAGCUUCUGAUGCAGCUGUGUUUUUGAAAAGAUCUGGAUUGACAGAUUUGGUACUUGGAAAGAUUUGGGACUUAGCUGACACUGAUGGCAAAGGUAUCCUGAAUAAACAGGAAUUCUUUGUGGCUUUACGACUUGUAGCAUGUGCACAGAAUGGACUGGAUGUUUCCCUGAGUAGUCUUAAUUUGCCUGUUCCUCCACCAAGAUUUACUGAUACUAACAGCCCUUUGCUGCUCAAUGCAACAGCGUCAAGUGAUGUACCAUGGGCUGUUAAGCUAGAAGACAAGGCCAAGUAUGAUUCUAUUUUUGACAGCCUAAAUCCUGUGAAUGGACUUUUGUCAGGUGACAAGGUGAAACCUGUACUCCUGAACUCAAAGCUGCCAGUGGAUAUUUUAGGACGAGUGUGGGAAUUGAGUGAUAUUGACCGCGAUGGAAUGUUGGAUCGAGAUGAGUUUGCAGUUGCCAUGUUUUUGGUGUACUGUGCUCUGGAGAAAGAACCAGUGCCAAUGUCCUUGCCUGCAGCUUUGGUGCCACCAUCCAAGAGGAAACCUCUUAUUUUUCCAGGAGCAAUGCCAUUAAUUCCAUCUUCAACAGCUACCAAAGAGUCUCAUCAGUCGUUGCCACCUGUAGGCAUUCUAGCUGCCAAAACACCAUUAACACAGUGGGUUGUAUCGCCUGCAGACAAAAUCAAGUAUGAUGAGAUCUUUGUGAAGACUGACAAGGACAUGGAUGGAUUUGUGUCAGGUGUGGAAGCCAGAGAACUGUUCUUGAAGACGGGACUGCCUUCUGCUCUUCUUGCACAUAUCUGGGCUCUUUGUGACACAAAGGACUGUGGAAAGCUUUCAAAGGAACAGUUUGCUUUGGCUUUUUACUUGAUUAAUCAGAAGUUAACAAAGGACAUUGAUCCACCUCAAGCUCUGACUCCAGAAAUGAUUCCACCUUCAGACAGGGGUGUCAGCUUACAGAAGACUGCUCAAGGACCGAGUUCUGUAGCAGAUUUUUCUGCAAUUAAAGAAUUGGAUACAUUAAACAAUGAAAUAGUAGACCUGCAAAGGGAAAAGAAUAAUGUAGAGCAAGACCUGAAGGAGAAAGAAGAUACCAUCAAGCAGAGGACAAGUGAGGUCCAGGAUCUACAGGAUGAGGUAAAGCAGGAGAGCAGUAACCUGCAAAAGCUGCAAGCUCAGAAGCAGGAGGCGCAGGAAAUCCUUAACGAUCUCGAUGAGCAGAAGGCCAAGUUGGAAGAGCAACUUAAUGAUAUCAGACAGAAAUGUGCAGAGGAGGCCCGUUUGAUUGCUGUGCUGAAGGCUGAAAUAACAAGCCAGGAAUCAAAGAUUUCAGCAUAUGAAGAUGAACUGACCAAAGCUCAAGAGGAGCUGAGUCGCCUGCAGCAAGAAACUGCAGAACUGGAGCACUGCAUAGAGUCUGGGAAAGCACAGCUGGGACCUCUUCAGCAACAUCUGCAGGAUUCACAACAGGAAAUCAAUUCAGUGCAGACAAAACUUCUUGAGCUGAAAGAACUGGAAAAUGACCAAUGUAGUUGGCACUCCAAGCCACACAAUACGCUUGUGAACGGAAAUGUGGAUCACCCCAGUCUUAGCAACAGCAGCAGUGAAACCACCAACCUCAAUGAAACUGCUGAAAAGGAGAGUGUAGCAGAAGAUGAACAAAUCAACAGUGUGUCUCCAGUACGGAAUAGUCCUGAAACAACAGCCUGUGUUGUGGAAGAAGAGACCUCAGCUGCAACUAUUACCAAAAAAGAAGAUCCAUUCAAUGCUGAAUCUCAUCCCUUGCCUGACCUGGUUUCUGAAAGCAGUUUAGAGUUCUUCCAGUCUGACCCUUUCGUGGGCAGUGAUCCCUUCAAAGAUGACCCUUUUGGGAAAAUUGAUCCCUUUGGUGGUGAUCCCUUCAAAGGUUCAGACCCUUUUGCAGCUGACUGUUUUUUCAAGCAGUCUUCCACCGAUCCUUUUGUGACGGCCGGCACUGAUCCGUUCAGCGCUGCAGACAGCAGCAGUAAUACCACAACAGAGAUAUCGAAGAAGAAUGACCCUUUUGCUCCAGGUGGGACAGCUGUUGCUGCAUCAAAUGAUUUAGCUACAGAUCCCUUUACCUCUCUGUUCGGAAACGAAUCGUUUGGAAGUGGCUUUGCUGACUUCAGCACCCUGUCAAAGGCCAACAACGAGGAUCCCUUUAGCUCGUCCACGUCGGGUUCUGUCAACAGCAUGGUCAUAACUAAAAAUAUAUUUGAGGAGCCACCAGCUAAAAAUGAGGAUGUUCCUCCUGCAUUGCCCCCUAAAACAGGAACUCCCACAAGGCCCUGUCCACCACCACCUGGGAAAAGACCUAUCAAUCAAAUAGACUCUUCAGAUUCCUUUAAAGCGAGCGAUCCAUUUCAGCCUUUCCCCACCCCAGACAUUCCCAAAGAACAAGAAGCAGAUCUAUUCUGUGAUCCAUUUGCUCCCACCAACAGCAGUAAAGAGGCUGACCCCAACAAUUUUGCAAACUUCAGUACUUAUUCUACUGAGGAAGACAUGAUUGAGUGGGCCAAGAGGGAAAGCGAGAAAGAAGAGAAAGAAAGAUUGGCAAGAUUAAAACAGCAAGAGCAAGAAGACUUGGAACUGGCUAUUGCACUGAGUAAAUCUGAAAUAUCAGAAGCAUGAAGUUUAGAUUAAGAUUUUUUGUGUUAAAUCAACUGUUUCUCCCUUUUUCUGAAUACCUAACCUGUUCAAAUGUUAAUUAGACAAGGAACUAUGUAAAGGUUGAAGUUUCUGAAAGUUGUGUGAAUGUUUCUGCUAAAUUGAAUCCUUUUGGUUAUCAAGUUGAGCAUUCGAUUUCUCUCAAGUUUUCAGGAGAACAAAGUACCUUUCCCAGCUGUAAACAAAUCAGUUUAAAGUGCAGUUAAGUGAGAUUGUAGUUUGACUGUCAGCAGUCAGUAAUUGAGCAUAAAGUGAACACAGCAAUUACUCUGCCGUGGCUGACUAUCUCCCAUCAAGCAGUUAGUCAUUUGAUACCUUUAUCUUUCUAAAGAGGCUUUAGUAAUGCCAGAGCUGUGGAGUGCUUUAUUUUAUAUAUAGAUAUGCAAUAUAGAUUCUUUUAUUUCUCCUCAUUGAAGAUCCCCGCAUUUGGAUUUGAAACGAUCUUCGUUGUCUGUGUCAGAAAGAGUGAGUCUUUCUGAAGACUUUAAUGCUUUUCUUGCAUGGUCAUAGGUUUUAAGACAGACUUGUUGUUUUGCUUUGUAAAGCAAGCAAGCUGGAGAUUCCUGUGCAUUUGCUAUUGGCCAGGAUCACUGUCACUGAGACCCCACUGCUAUUUGAGCCACUUGUGCCUGUGAAAUAUGCAGCUCAACUGGCAAGUUCCUAUGAUCAAUUUGAAAUCAGAUUGAGAAUAGAAAGGAGAAACAGGUAGUCUGGUUUUUCUUUCUUUCUUCCUUUCUUUUUUUUUCCUGUAUAUGUAAUUUAUUGUAUGCCAACUGAUAGUUGCACCUUAAAACCGAAUGAUUUCUUUAUGGUCACUGAAUUCAGAGUAGGAUUGAUAGAAUGUUAAUUAAAACUAAGUUAUUGUUCAUUCUGAAAGAGCUCUAUUCUGGAAAAGCAGUUUCAUUUAAAUAAUUUUUAAAAUAACAGUUUUGCCCUACCUAAGGAAAAAUAGAUGGCAACAGCAUACACAUCAAGAAUUUUUUUCCCUUGCACUUUUAACCUGUGGGUUUUCUCUUGAGGAAAUGGAAGCGUUUGAACACACAGCACUGAGGGGGAGAAGGGGAGAUCUCAGCCAUGCUUCAGUAUAUUUAAGCUCUUCCUGUGACCUCUCAGUGUUGCUCUUGUGUGAUUUUUAAUUUUUUUCGAGGGUAGUUUUUCAGGAAAAAUGGAUAACUUGACUAGGAUGUUUUUUUCUUUUGCACUGGAAAAUAAGCAUUCAAACACCUGCUCAAAAAAAAACCUUCAAAUUUUUGCAAGUAUUAAACAGUCAUAACUUCUCUGUAGAUCUUUGUAAGGAGUGUACACUAAUGUUGGCAAUCACAUGCUGAACUGGAUUACCUGGUUUCUUACCUUGUGUUACAAAUGUAUCCCCAGUGGACCAAUGCGCUAUCCUGUGUAUAUAUUAUGUAUAUGUCCCCGCUUUCCUUGACGGGAUUUCAACGUCUGAGUCACUGGAUGUUACAUUUCACGUUACUGACUCUGACUAUAGAACUUCUUACUCAGACUACCAACAAACCACUGCUGUGAGCUAAAUGGCAUUACUUUUAUGAAGUUUUAAUUAUUUGUUGUUUGGGGCUUUUGUUUUGUUUGUUUUUAAAACAACUUGUUCAGGUGGGAUUAGCCUCUAUUUAUAGACUUCCCUUUUGUUUAAAAAUUCUAACAAUAGCCUGUAAUUAUGAAUAAAUAAAGUUUAAGUACAGAAGUGUGAA